Messenger RNA from Anthostomella pinea, 1338 nucleotides. The record is from the annotation of a GenBank genome assembly. Lineage: Eukaryota; Fungi; Ascomycota; Sordariomycetes; Xylariales; Xylariaceae.
AUGGCAGGCAUUGCUGUCUUUCGUCCACUCGCUACAGCACCAGGCAGGGUGCUGGCGAGGACAUAUGCCACCUCGAUACCAGCGAUGGCGCAUCACCGUGUGGUCAUCGUCGGUGGAGGCACUGCUGGCGUUACAGUGGCGGCCCAGCUGCAGCGUACCCCUGAGUUUGAAAAGAAGGAUAUCGCCAUCCUGGACCCUGCGAAAACGCAUCACUACCAGCCCGGAUGGACGCUCGUGGGUUCAGGCCUGAGGCCCAUCGAGGACAUGCAAAGAUCGAUGCGCUCCGUCAUCCCGGAAGGCGUGAAGCACUACCCUCUCCGAGUGUCUACGUUCGAUCCAGAGAACAACGCCAUCAAGACAUCCGAAGGAGUCGAUGUGUCGUACGACUACCUGAUCGUCGCCCCUGGCCUCGAGACCAACUUUGCUGGUAUCUCUGGCCUCGAGGAGGCUCUGCAAGACCCUGGUAGCCAGGUCUCAUCCAUCUACUCGGAGAAGACCGUCGAGCAGGUGUGGAAGAACGUGCAGGCUUUCAAGAAGGGGCCUGCGGUCUUCACCCAGCCCGCCGGUAUCAUCAAGUGUGCCGGCGCUCCCCAGAAGAUCAUGUGGAUGGCUCUUUCGCAGUGGAAGCGGGAUGGUGUCAGAGACAACAUCGAUAUCUCUUUCGCGACUGGGGCUCCUGCUAUGUUCGCUGUGCCCAAGUACUCCCAGGCACUUGACAAGCUGCGCAGAGAACGUAACGUCGAGGGUCUGUUCCAGCACAACCUCGUUGGAGUAGAUGCCAAGAAGAAGGUGGCCACCUUCAAGAACUUGGCCGGAGGUGGUGAAGUGCAGAAGGAGUUUAGUUUCUUACACGUCGUGCCGCCCCAAAAGCCCUGGGACUGGGUCGCCAAAUCCAAGCUUGCCGAUGCAGCAGGCUGGGUCGACGUCGACAAGUCGACUACCCGCCACAACAAGUACAAGAACGUCUUCUCCAUCGGCGACGCGUCUAGCCUUCCCAACAGCAAGACCGCGGCCGCUAUCACGUCGCAGACCCCAGUCUUGGUCGAUAACCUCUUGGCAGCCAUGAAUGGCAAGGAUCUGAAGGCUGCUUAUGACGGUUACGCAAGCUGUCCGCUACUGACUGGCCACAACGAGCUGAUGCUGUGUGAGUUCAAGUACGGCGGCGUGCCCAAGGAGACCUUCGCGGGUAUCCUCGGAGGUCAAGAGACUCCCAGACGGUCGUUCUAUCACCUGAAGAACAAUGUCUUCCCAUACGUUUACUGGAACCACUUCCUGAAUGGUACAUGGUAUGGACCAAGUGGCUUCUUCAGACCGGAGACUGUACCAUCCCAAGCUUAA